Molecule: messenger RNA, 15381 nt
Organism: Centrocercus urophasianus (Greater sage-grouse)
Lineage: Eukaryota; Metazoa; Chordata; Aves; Galliformes; Phasianidae
Gene: DOCK5
Product: dedicator of cytokinesis 5
Exons: 52
Coding region: 64-5700 (1878 amino acids)
Biological process (GO): cell migration; small GTPase-mediated signal transduction
Cellular component (GO): plasma membrane; cytoplasm
Molecular function (GO): guanyl-nucleotide exchange factor activity; small GTPase binding; GTPase activator activity
Source: RefSeq, a predicted model, not a curated record
GCGCGGAGGGGCGGAGGGCGAACGGCCGCUCUGAGCCGAGCCGUCGGGGAAGCGGCCGCCGGCAUGGCCCGCUGGAUCCCCACCAAGCGGGAGAAGUACGGGGUCGCAAUCUACAACUAUGAUGCUGUCCAAGAUGUGGAGCUCUCCCUGCAGGUCGGCGACACUGUUCACAUUUUGGAGAUGUACGAAGGCUGGUACCGAGGAUACACGCUCCGCAAUAAAUCAAAGAAGGGCAUUUUCCCAGAAACAUAUAUCCACUUAAAAGAGGCAACCGUGAAGGACCGGGGACAACAUGAAACAGUGAUUCCAGGUGAAUUGCCGCUUGGGCAAGAGCUUACUUCCACCCUGAGGGAGUGGGCAGUUAUCUGGCACAAGUUAUAUGUGGAUAACAAAACAACACAGUUUCGUCAUGUCCAACAGUUGACUUACAGCCUGAUAGAGUGGAGAUCACAGAUACUAUCUGGGACUCUUCCCAAAGAUGAGCUGGCUGAACUCAAGAAGAAAGUCACUGCUAAAAUUGACUAUGGCAACAGGAUCCUGGGUUUGGACCUGGUUGUACGAGAUGACAAUGGGAACAUCUUGGACCCAGAUGAAACCAGCACAAUCUCUCUUUUCAAGGCCCAUGAAACUGCAUCCAAAAGGAUUGAUGAAAGAAUCCAGGAAGAAAAGUCCCUGCAACAGAAUUUGGAACUCCGAGGGCAGCCAAUAUUUAACACAACACACACUUACAGCCUCUAUGUAAACUUCAAGAAUUUUGUCUGUAAUAUUGGAGAAGAUGCAGAGCUCUUAAUGAGCCUCUAUGACCCUGACCUCUCCAAAUUCAUCAGUGAAAAUUACCUUGUUCGUUGGGGCAGUAAUGGGAUGCCUAAGGAAAUUGAGAAGCUAAAUAACCUUCAAGCAGUCUUUACUGAUUUAAGCAGUUCGGAUUUGAUCAGGCCGAAAAUCAGCUUGGUGUGUCAGAUUGUGAGAGUGGGGCAUAUGGAGCUGAAAGAUGGGAAGAAACACACGUGUGGACUCCGGAGGCCCUUUGGUGUGGCAGUGAUGGACAUAACAGAUAUCAUACAUGGGAAGGUGGACGAUGAGGAAAAGCAACAUUUUAUUCCAUUUCAGCAGAUUGCCAUGGAAACAUACAUCAGACAGCGACAGCUAAUUAUGUCCCCGCUGAUAACUUCCCAUGUGAUUGGAGAAAAUGAGCCCCUCACUUCUGUCUUCAACAAAGUCAUCGCUGCAAAGGAAGUGAAUCAUAAAGGGCAAGGUCUUUGGGUCUCCCUGAAGCUGCUUCCUGGUGACCUAGCACAAGUUCAGAAGGAUUUUUCCCACCUUGUAGACAGAUCCACUGCUGUGGCUCGCAAAAUGGGAUUUCCUGAGAUAAUUCUUCCUGGUGAUGUUCGAAAUGAUAUCUAUGUCACUCUGAUACAAGGAGAGUUUGACAAAGGGAAGAAGAAGACUCCUAAGAAUGUAGAAGUCACCAUGUCUGUACAUGACGAGGAUGGCAAUCUCCAAGAGAAAGCUAUCCAUCCUGGUGCUGGUUACGAAGGUGUCUCUGAGUAUAAGUCUGUUGUUUAUUAUCAAGUCAAGCAACCAUACUGGUAUGAAACUGUAAAGGUAUCCAUUGCAAUAGAGGAAGUCAGUCGUUGCCACUUAAGAUUCACUUUUCGUCAUCGAUCAUCGCAGGAAUCAAGGGAUAAGUCUGAGAGAGCUUUUGGCAUGGGCUUUGUGAAACUGAUGAAUGCAGACGGAACAACGCUACAGGAUGGCAAACACAACUUGAUUAUUUAUAAGGGUGAUAACAAGAAAAUGGAAGAUGCAAAGUGCUAUUUGACUCUUCCUUAUACGAAAGUGGAAAUGGAGGAGAAGGAGACCCCCUCAGGGAAGAGUCUGCACCAUCUAGCCAACUUUACACCCAACAAAGACAGUACAAAAGACAGCUUCCAGAUUGCCACUUUAAUCUGCUCUACCAAACUCACCCAGAAUGUUGACCUGCUGGGUUUGUUGAACUGGCGUUCCAACUCUCAGAACAUUGCCCACAACCUGAGGAAGUUAAUGGAGGUGGAAGGAGGAGAAAUUGUAAAGUUUUUGCAAGACACUCUUGAUGCACUUUUCAACAUAAUGAUGGAAAUGUCAGAAAAUGAAACCUAUGACUUCCUUGUGUUUGAUGCACUGGUAUUUAUUAUUUCUUUGAUUGGAGACAUAAAGUUCCAGCAUUUCAACCCUGUACUUGAAACUUACAUUUACAAACACUUCAGUGCAACUCUCGCAUACGUGAAACUCACUAAAGUGCUGAACUGUUACGUGGGAAAUGCUGAUGACUCCAGCAAGACAGAAUUGCUGUUUGCUGCUCUGAAAGCCUUGAAAUACCUCUUCCGAUUCAUCGUUCAGUCGAGAAUAUUGUACCUGAGGUUUUAUGGGAAAAGUGAAGAUGGUGAUGAAUUUAAUGAUGCAAUACGCAAGCUGUUCUUCUCCUUCAAUGUCCUCAUGGACCGUCCUUUAGAGGAGGCUGUCAAGAUUAAGGGUGCAGCUUUAAAGUAUUUGCCAAGCAUCAUCAAUGAUGUCAAACUAGUCUUUGACCCUGUUCAACUCAGCAACCUCUUCGGCAACUUCAUCCAGAGUAUUCCUGACAACCAGUUGGUUCGACAGAAGCUGAACUGCAUGACCAAGAUUGUUGAGAGUGACCUGUUUAAGCAGCCUGAAUGCAGAGAUGCUCUUCUCCCUCUGCUAAUAGACCAGCUGAGCGGCCAGUUGGAUGACAACUCAAACAAGCCCGACCACGAGGCCAGCUCACAGCUACUGAGCAGCAUUCUGGAAGUGCUGGAUAGGAAAGAUGUGGGGCCCACAGCCAAGCACAUCCAGCAGAUCAUGGAACGCCUGCUGAGGAGGAUCAACCGCACGGUGAUAGGAAUGAACAGACAGUCUCCACACAUUGGUAUUUUUGUGGCCUGCAUGACAGCCAUCCUGAGGCAGAUGGAUGACUACCAUUACAACCAUUACAUCAAUACUUUCAAAACCAGGCAGGACAUUAUUGACUUCCUGAUGGAAACAUUCAUUAUGUUUAAGGAUUUGAUUGGAAAAAACGUCUAUGCGUCUGACUGGAUGGUCAUGAAUAUGAUGCAGAGCAGGGUUUUCCUUCGGGCAGUGAACCAGUUUACCUCUGUGCUCAACCGCUUCUUCCUGGAUCAAACAAAUUUUGAACUCCAGCUCUGGAAUAACUAUUUCCAUUUGGCAGUGGCCUUUCUCACUCACGAAUCCCUCCAGCUGGAGACCUUCUCACAAGCCAAGCGCAGCAAAAUUAUCAAGAAGUAUGGGGACAUGAGGAAAGAAAUUGGCUUCAAAAUAAGGGAUAUGUGGUAUAAUCUGGGUCCCCACAAAAUAAAGUUUAUUCCAGCAAUGGUGGGGCCAAUCCUGGAGGUAACUUUGGUCCCAGAGCCUGAGCUGCGGAAAGCUACCAUUCCCAUCUUCUUUGAUAUGAUGCAGUGCGAGUACAACUUCAGUGGGAAUAGAAACUUUCAUAUGUUUGAAAACGAGUUAAUAACCAGACUGGACCAGGAAGUUGAGGGCGGCCGAGGGGAUGAACAGUACAAAAUUUUGCUGGAGAAACUCCUCCUGGAGCACUGUCGGAAGCAUAAAUAUCUCUCUGCUUCUGGAGAAAAGUUUGCUUGGCUGGUCAGCAGCUUGUUGGAGAACCUGCUGGACUACAGAACAAUCAUGCAUGAUGAAAGCAAGGAGAACCGCAUGAGCUGCACUGUCAACGUGCUGAAUUUUUACAAAGAGAAGAAACGAGAGGACAUUUAUAUCAGAUACCUGUAUAAACUCCGGGAUCUGCACACGGACUGUGAGAACUUCACUGAGGCCGCAAACACCCUCCUCCUCCAUGCAGAGUUGCUCCAGUGGUCUGAGAAGCCAUGUGUCCCUCAUCUGCUGCAGAGGGACAGCUACUACGUCUACUCACAACAGGAACUGAAGGAGAAGCUCUACCAAGAAAUUAUCUCCUUCUUUGACAGGGGCAAGAUGUGGGAAAAAGCCAUUCAGCUAAGCAAAGAGUUGGCUGACAUGUAUGAAAACAAGGUUUUCGAUUACGAGGGACUCAGUAAUGUCUUGAAAAAACGAGCUACUUUUUAUGAAAACAUUAUGAAGGCAAUGAGACCUCAACCAGAGUACUUUGCAGUUGGAUACUACGGUCAGGGUUUCCCCUCUUUCCUCCGGAACAAAAUUUUUAUCUACCGUGGCAAGGAGUAUGAACGGAGGGAAGACUUCAACCUGAAGCUCCUCACCCAGUUUCCUAGCGCUGAGAAGAUGACCAGCACUGCCCCUCCAGGAGAGGAGAUCAAAUCUUCUCCUAAACAGUAUGUGCAGUGCUUUAUAGUGAAGCCUGUGAUGAACCUGCCACCUACUUAUAAAGACAAACCUGUUCCUGAGCAGAUCUUAAACUACUACAGAGCAAACGAGGUACAGCAGUUCACACACUCACGACCAUUCAGAAAAGGAGAAAAGGACCCAGAGAACGAAUUUGCUACUAUGUGGAUAGAAAGGACAACCUACACGACAGCAUAUUCGUUUCCAGGCAUCCUCAAGUGGUUUGAAGUCAGACAGGUUUCAACGGAAGAGAUCAGCCCAUUGGAGAACGCCAUAGAAACGAUGGAGCUCACCAAUGAGAAAAUCAGCAACAUUGUCCAACAGCACGUCUGGGACCGGAGCCUUCCUGUGCAUCCUCUCUCCAUGCUCCUCAAUGGGAUUGUGGACCCGGCGGUCAUGGGGGGAUACACCAACUAUGAAAAGGCGUUUUUCACAGAGAAAUAUCUUCAAGAGCAUCCUGAAGAUCAAGAUAAAAUUGAACUGCUUAAGCAAUUGAUUGCUCUCCAGAUGCCAUUGUUAGCAGAGGGAAUAAGAAUCCAUGGCGAGAAGCUGACAGAGCAGCUGAAGCCUCUGCACGACAGGCUGACAGCCUGCUUCAAAGAGCUGAAGAAGAAGGUGGAGAAGCAGUACGGUGUAAUAACUUUGCCUCCCUCCCUGACCGAGAGGAAACCAAGCAGGUCAGGCUCUGUCGUGUUGCCCUACAUCAUGUCUUCCACGCUGAGACGGCUCUCUGUCACAUCUGUGGCCUCUUCUGUGGUCUCUACAUCUUCCACGUCAUCUGAUAGCACUUCCUCCAGGCCAGGUUCAGAUGGAUCUAUUCUGGAGCCUCUGUUGGAGAGAAGAAUAUCAACAGCUUCCAGAGCUGAAGAACUGCCCGUGAAAGAAGAUGGUGAUAACAGGAUUUGCAAACUGAAGCGGAAGGAAUGGAGUAUCAGCAAGUCCCAAGUUAUUGUGGAGAAGGAGCCAGAAAUGGAACUGACUUCCAAAAUGCAGAGCACGUCAGGAAAAGCUCAAAGGCCAAAGAGUCUUCAGUUAGGAGACAACAGGCUGACUUUGCUUCAGAGUUCUUCUCUCCAGCAGCCAACGCCUCUCAGCCCACCUCCCAUCACUCCCAAAACCCCAAGAACCCACAGUUUUCCCUCAUUGCAGUCGGAUGGAUUGCCAGCUGCUAGCCUGCAGAGCACCCCACCCCCACCUCCUCCCAAGAGCAAACCCUAUGAGAAUAGCAACCCAAGGAACUCUGUGGAGGUUGCUCCACCACUACCGAGCAGACGUGAAUCCAAACCUCCCCCUCCACCCCCAAAAACCAGAAAAUCCAGUGUCCUCUCAUCAGAGCAAGGAUUGCAGUGAGGAUUAUAGACUUGCUUGUUUAACAGCAAGUACCUAGAGAGAGAUGGCUGCUUUCUCUUCACUGACGUGCUGGGGUUUUCUACCCUAAAGACUAUUGAUCUCAGUUGCCAUUCCAUUUACUUCCACUGAAGUUCUCCCUGGAAAAUAGCAAAAGGAACUCUGAGUGUAACUAUAUUCCCAACCUCUGAUUUAUUUUUCCAAUAAUGAGACACUAAUUACAGAAGGGAAGAAGUCAGCCUACUGGAAUUCUUAUAUUAGCCUUGUCUGUCCUGAAUUUUUUCGCUGAUGCAAUUUCAGCGGCUCAUUCCUAAUGUAAAACUAUCACAGUAGUGAUUUGAAGCCAGUGCUUCACCGAGGUAAGCCACACCAGUAUGAGAUGUGUUCUGCAGUGUUUUCACAUGGGUUCAUUCCAGCUUUAUGCUAAAGCACAAAUCCCUCCUCCUGUUGCUGUAGUCAAGCCCUGAUUUGCAUGAAGUGAGACGGAUCGCAGCCGUGCAGCGUCAGGUGUUGGUGUGUGAUGUGUGGUCUCUUAAGAUUCGUGAUUGCAGGCAGAGACCUGAGCAUUGUGAGCAGGGUAAGAAACCUCUUUUCUGCUACUCAUCAUAUGUAUUGAAGAUGAAGUGCAGACGUUCUGCCUUCCCCGUUUCUGCUCAAGUGGUGGCAGUUGCUCACUCCCAAUGGAGAGUUUAGGUUUGCCAGUACUUAAUCAUAGUUUCACUGUUGGUUCUGGUUUUAACACUACAGAGCAGCUGAUAUCCCUUCCUUUGUUGUGUUGCUACUUUGUUUUGCACCUGGGACAAAGGCUUCGUCUUCAUGCUUUUUAAAUAGGGUGUAGAAAGUGACUUUUCUCCUGUGAAUGUCUUAGAAUGAAUGGAGGUUGUGUUGGUAGCAGCACUGUAUUGAUACCAGCAACUUGGGGAGGAUGGAGUGUGUACUGUAACACUUACUUUGGCUGACCAGAUCCUCACAAAUAGAAAUAAAUAUCAUCCUCCCUCUCCCCCACCCCAUUUAGGGCAAUACUUGCACUUUGUUUUGUAGCUUCCCUUGGUCUGAUUUGUUCACAGCCACUAGACUUUAAGGAACCACUUGGACCUGGGAUUUGUGGAAGACUUGACAAUCAACCACCAUGCUUCCUGUUGCUUGGAUUAUUACAGCUCUGUAGCUUUUUUUGCGUUGGAGAACAAGAUAAUUAUGUUAUUUAUAAGUAUGUUAUUAAUCUGCUUAAUUAUUCUCUCUUAGUUAUUUAUUUCCUGCUCUCUCAGGAUGUCAACAAGUCUUUUCAUUUUAUUUAUUCUAAAGAAGAAAAAUGUCCUGAUCUUGGGUUUUAACCUUUAAAAAUUCCUGCCUUUCCUCAGCUCAGAUGGAGCACAAAUAUCUUUACUCCAUGUGGCCCAGAUGGGUUUUGUGCAGUGCUUAAGCUGGAAGGAAGUUUGAUUGAAAGUUGUCUUGCAGCGUGCAUUUCAGCACUGUUCUACCACAGAAUUACCUUGAUCAUCCCAGCAGUAGCUUCAGCAACCCGUUCUUGCUGUGUGGAGCAGGACCUUCCUAAACUCUCCAUUUCAGAACUCACUGCUUGUGAGGAACAUCACUGUUACCUUUUCAAGCAGCAUAAUUAUUUCUGAUACACCCCCCCAGAGUUGUCACUGCCACUUGGUGCCACAUUUAUUUCAUCCAGCGAACAAUAUUGCUUGUUACCUGUCACUGUCAUUAAGCUCCUGAUUAUUGGGUAUAAUUUAUGGAGAUGCAUUUAAAUCCCUGCUGGGGAUGUUGCUCACAAGAUACCAUUUUUUUGUUUUGUUUUGCUGUGGCUUGUUUCUCUUCUUACAGCCCACUGCACCAGUCUUCUGCUCACGUGACUAAUGUGAGUUUAUUGCCUUACUGAAAAACUCAAGUUGUUUGAGAUAGGCUUUAAUUAGGUUUAAACUCUUUUUCAGAUAAAAAGAAAGAAACCCUAUUCUGGCUAUGAGGACCAAAGUUGCCCUUUCGCUUGUUCUUAUGUGUUCCUUUGUCUUCUGUGUGACUCCAGUUAAGGAAACCUGCAGGAGCUGCAUUUAUUUUACAGUGUGUAUGGCUCUGCAAACAGAUUGCACUCAUUAAAGGGUCAGAUCAGAUUCCCAUCACAGCAGGAUGGAGACAUCGGGGAAGUUGCACUGCAGUCACAGUUGUGCUCACAGCAGCCCACAUGCAAUUGUCUUCUGGGCUGUUGCCUUCUCAGGGGAAAUCUUUGAAACCUUUCUGGACAACCUGAGCAUGUUUCAGUGCCUCUGCUGUGUGUGUAGGACUUGUCAGCUCUGUGUUACAUUCCUGACCACAGAUGCUGCCUGACUGGAACACCACAGGGUUUUCUCAUCCUUCAUUUUUGUCCACUUCUCCCUCUUGUAAGCAGUAUCUCCCUUCUGCUGCUGUUGCACAAACUGAAGGAUCCUCUGAAGCUCUUCCCUUGAACAAGAACUUUUGUCUUCAGGUAGGGUGAGGUGUGAGUGAUAGAAACCUAUACCUUAACACCACCUUUUGUAAUUCAGUGCCUUGCCUUUGUAUCUGCCUGUUCCCUCAUUCUGAGGUGCUUUUCCUUUCUAAAGGAGGUUUGCUUUUAACUCCUUUAGUAAGGCAGCAGGAAGCUCAGCUAGUGGCUUCUCAUGGGCUGACAGCACAGUGAUCUGGUUUGGUCGAUUCGAUUCUAAAUGGCAUUUGAGUCAUAAUUGCCUGCUUUUCUGAUCUGUUUUAUUAACUUGAACUUGGAGAUGUACCUUGUGCAGCCAGUGGGUAUUUUUCCUGCAGCAGGAAGCUGGUCCAUGCAGAAAGGCCUGGGGGAAGCCUGACCUUGGGAAUAGUUCCUCAAUGUCCCUUUAUGCAAUGCUUCUGAACUUGAGGAUGUUUGGUUCUGCCUGCCAGUCAGUAUUACUGAUUGUGAAGAGUUCUGUUCUUACCUGAUACAAGUCAGCAGAGCCUCCAUAGAGCUACAGAUGGGAUUUCUGUGCUGUGGCCGAGUGACGUGAGCCUUUGUUUGGGCCAGUUUUGGAAAACAGCUUUGUCCUCUGUGUUGGGUUUUUAAAAGCAAUUGGGCAUUUAAAGGUGUAAGCACAGGGCCUGGCUGGUUUUAAUUAAGGAGAAUUUAGUGCAAAAUUCUACCAGACCUCUGAUUUUAAAACUUUUUUUAACGAAAAUGUUCUGCUCUUUGCUACAAGUUCUGAUAUUUAACCUUCAGAGACUGUUUAAGAUCUCACUAACUCAUUUUCAAGAUGAGAAUCAGUGUUUCACAUCACUCAAUGUCAUUGAAAGCAUAGGACUGAAAAUGGGAGUCCAAGACUGAUCCGUAAUGGCGAUCUCCACGCAGCAGAAGUGAAAGCAAACGGUGGCAUUUGUGCCCAGCUCCUUGCUUGGGAUAAGAUCGAGUUCCAUGUGCAGCCUGCGGAGGAGACAAGAUCUGAAUCCCAUCUCAAAUCCAUGCUGUCCACAGCUAGUGGGGAAUUUCAAGUCACAGAGAGGAUCUUUUUUUUUCCCUUUGGAGAAAUAUGCUCAACACUUGCUUUCUGGAGCUUGUAAUUAAAACUCGUCACGCUGUGACAAAUUCCUUCAAAAAUGUUACAGGCUCUAAUCCGCAUCAGGGAAGAGAGAAACAGACAGCUUUCCAUUUCAGUGGAUUAUUGGAUUAGGAAAGGACACCGAUUCCACUGAGAGCAGCUCUGUGAUCUGCAGCAGCAGAAAUGCCAUCGUGUGCAUGUAGCAGUUGUUGAGAACCUGUAUCCAGCCCCCACCACGCUGUGCAGCCCACGAGCAGCAGGUUGAACUUGCAGUGAUAAUGGCUCGGAUUUCCUCUCCUUAUUUAUUUUUAUAAUUGUAAAUGGAAAUAAGAAGUUUUGAAAUGUCUGUAACUUAACUGUAACCUUUUUCUCAAAUGUAAAAACAUUCCUGACUACUACUGGCUACCAUUAUGUUUUUUUUGUUUCUUUUAAUUAAAAACUUCUCUAUCUUAUGUUUACCAUUGCAGAGUACAUUAUCCAGUGGAAUGGCAUGAGCUUUUCCUGGGACUCAGUCAGGAAAAUCAAACCACACAUGGAUGUGAUUUCAUUUCUUGCGCAGUAGGAGGUGGGCUGUUCAGAAGCACGUGAGGUUCACCCGAUUCUGCUCCUGUUCAUGUUCUCAUUAAUCUUCACAGUGCAUUGCAGAGUGUAUUUAACUGGUUUUGAUGUGAGGAUGGAUAUCCCAGUUGGAGCUGAGUGAGGUUCCUGGCGUGGUACGACCCUAGCAUCCAUGGUGUCAAUGGAUGUAGUCGUUCCCUGUUGGUAUUGUAAAGAUUUUAAUGACAUGAGGAACCACAGGAUGUGUUUGUUUUGAGUUCAGGAGAACAUGGGUGUUGUGUGACACGUCCUUGUUAACAUUUAGAGAUGCUGCGUGUGAUGGUUUAGUUAGGAAACAGCCACCUCUACAGACUGCAAAUCUUUUUUUCCUCUUUUCAUCCCCUGCAGUUGAAGCAGCAGAAAGUAUGGCUUUUAAACUGGCUCUGAAGGAAGGGUAGGAACUAAACGUGGGGAAAGGAGGCUGCAUCUCUCUGGGUAAAUGGCAUAGGAUUCACUGUAAAGCAAGGUGUAUAAUUAUUUUUUUCAAUGCAUUAACUAUUGUAAAGUUUGUAAAUACCUUUUUAAUAUAAAUGUAGUUUUUAUGUGUGAACCAGUAAAAAAAAAAAUGAAGCAUACAAAAGUCCUUCAUGUGUGGUCUACUGAUGUGUGAGCAGAAUUCCAUUCCAGCAGUAAAAUUAUUUGUAAUUCGUAAUGAAGUUGUACUACUGUUGAGAUCAGGCCAUGCCCAGAUGUUGUGUGUGGGAGUGAAACAAAAGCUGUCAUUAUGGAAUGCAAAGCUGACCCCACAGAGCUGAUUCCCCUCCACUGGACUGCAACGUGUUUUCUUUUACCUACAAGCAAAUCAGCUGGACAUUGGUAUCCUCCACUAUUCCCCACUGAUUUCACAGUAUUUAUUCACGUAUUGCAAUCAAAGCAGAGGCAGGAGGAACUGUUUUCAACAUUGCUUUGAAAUUUUAUUCUGGGACUGUUGUUGCCUUUGUGGAUUUAAAUCUUCUUUCUUCUGGCUUCUCCUUCGAUCAGGCUUGCCUGUAAGCACACACCAUAUAUUAUUUUAAAAGAGAAGAAAGAACUUUGAUGAUGGAAUUUUAAAGCCUGCUCAGAUGCUAACAUAUUCCUACUGAGGUCUCCAUUGGAAGGAGGAUUAGAAUGACAUAAAUCUGACCCGACGUGAUCUCUCUGCCACCUGCCCAUGGAUCUGAUCAUGCAGUAUAAUGUAACUGACACUUAGAAUAGCCCUUUUCAUCCCAAAGUGUGUGACCAGCUUUACAUCUGUUAAGGGGCCCAUCGCCACAGCAGCUCUUAGAGGGCAGCCCAGCAGCUGCAGAACACUCCAUUUUGGCAUGAAUUUACACAAAGCAUCACUAUGCAAAAUGUCUCCGUCAACUUAAGCAGCUGGCCAAGAUACCAAGGGGAAGAAAGCGGUGCUUGCAGAAGUGUUACAGGGUGGGACAGUUGUCCCGUUCCCAUCUCUGUAUACAUUAGUUCUUUUUGAAUGGAAACAGAACUCCUGUGUCACAUCCUGCUCGACCUGGUCUCCUAUUUGUGCAUCUAUUUAUGUUGUUCCCUUGGAACUGAGAGCCCAAGGUGUUUUGGGUGGAAGUUCUCGGUAUAUUAUUCUUUCCCUUUUGUAUCUCAGCUCAUUGUAUUUCUGUCCUCACUACUGGCAGCUCCAGGAAGUGAUGAAGGCAACCUGCAAAGCUGUUUCCAUGGGCUGGUUCGUUUCCUGACACCUUCCCUCUCAUUGCAUAAUGCUCCCGUGUCAACUUCAGCAGUGUGUUAACAUUGGAAAACCUACAUCUGGAAAAGCUCUAAUUUGUUUUCAGCAUCAUUAAGCAGCUAGAAGAAAGCCACACAUUUCAGUCUAUACCACAGGAACAAGGUAUGCCAGGCGUGUGCUUGAGCGUGUAUUCAGAGGCGAGAGUUAUGUAACUGAAAUUUUUUUGUUUGGGCUUCAAAUAUUAAUUGUAGAGGGAGAGUUGCAACUUUAGGACAACUCAGAGAUAUUUCCCAGAAAGUGAGGACCAUCUGGGCAGGUCAAGGUGCUGCUGUAUUGUUUGAAGAGCACUCUUCUGCUUGAGAGUGUUGUUUGUGUGGCAGAUCAUGUGUAUGUGAAGUCUCUGCUGUCACUGCAUUAGAGCAUCUAAUGGAAAAUACAUUUCCCAGUCCGGGGACCUUGGGAGCAGCACUUCCAUAUGGCUCAAUCCUUCAGCUGGCAAAGCGUGCCUUUGAAGUUAAGCAUCUGCGAAUGCUGCCUACAUUUGUAUGAAGGAAGUACGUGCUUGACUUUAUUUUGGUUUUAAUUCAGUAAGUAAUGACAUAGUUACAGCAGGAGCAUCAGGAUUAAUGUGGUCAUAUUCUAGCGCCAUAACUUGGACAUACUGAGAGCGAUGCAAAACUGGGGUUGCCACAUGUGAACUAAGCUUUCCUGCCUCUUCUACCCCACCACUCGCACCCCUCCACCCCGUGCUUUGCCAGCCUGGACUGGUCUGAGAUUUUCCCACAGCAGUUAGAGAAAACCACGCUACUUACCACAGUCUCCUUCAGAUUGCUCAGCCUGGGAUGCUGGUAUGAUCCAGGGCAUUCAGCCUUCUGUGCUUCCCCAAGAUUUUCCAUUUCAUUUGCAAUCUGAAUGGGGAAUAAACACAGCCUUCAUGAAAACAGAUUUUUCUCCGAAGGCAAAUCUCCCCAGGUUAAAGGCAAAGUUUCUACUGCACAGUUGCAUUUACCUCUUUCCUACAUGUUACACUUGCUAUAACAGCUGUAGAAUGUUGGAAUUGUGGUUACAAGGGAGUACAUGUGAAAUAUUAGAAAGCAUCAGAAAAGCCAUUGGUGGACAGAACCUUUCCCAUCUGCUCUGUGGUUUGAGUCCUUCAGUGAAGCACUUGCCAUCGAAUCCCGCACCAGCUGCCAGUGCCACAUUCUCAUGGAGAUGGAUGGAUGUUGUCACAAAGCAGAUGAUCAGAAGGGCAGCUCAAACAAGGGGUGGUGAAGUCAGGUUUGACCUGGAAUCAGGCUUCCAUCCCUCCUUUAGAGCAAACUGACGAAGCUUUCCGUCUGUCACAGAAGCACUGCUGUGUGCGCAGGGCUCUCUGUCGCUGUACCACCACAGCACGGUCUGCUCUCCAGUUCCUACUUGACACAAAGUCUACACGUGUGUUGUAUAAUGCACACCAGUGUGCUGAGAGAGAGACUCCUGUAUAGUCUGUCACCUCUGGUAGUGCCACGAGGCUUUUUGCUUGCAUCUAGUACAGAUAAGGGAUCGGAGCAAAAGCAAGAGCUGUUUUACAGUCCUGAACUUACCUCUCGAAAUGAUUCCACCAGAUUUUCAGCAUUCCUUUUUCCUCCUGGUUGCAGGCCAUAAGACCAGUGUUGAGCCAAGCAGAUUGCCACAGACAUGGUAAACAGGAGGACACCAGCCAAGAUCUUCCUGGACUUCUCCAUUCUGCGAUGAGAGAACAAAGCGUAUUUAUGAUCCUGCGUCAUCACAGCUCAAUUUUUAUCUUACAGAAUCACCCCAGUGGCACUGUGCCUACGCGUGGGUCACAGCUGGGUUCUGAGCCCCUCAGAGCAUGGAUCAACUCAUCACAAAGAGAUUUGACAUCUGAGACAUUUGGAUAGAGAUCUAAAUUGGGAUUUUUGAGCACCCUUUCAGAGCUUUAGGAACCCCUGGACCUCGAAGGUUCAGUGAAAAUCCAUGUUGAUAUUUGACAGACGGGUUUGGUGUAGGCAGUUUCUGUUCUAAGAAGUGCUCUUUGCAGUGCCUUCUAAUGCAAGUUCCUUCCAGUGCAAGCAUCUGUAAGGACUGAAAAGUUGAAAUGGACAUGGCUGUUCAAGUACAUUACCUGCUUGCAGAGAGAAGCUGCAGAACUGCUCCAACGCUUCCCUGCUGGAAAAUGUCCCGUGAGUUGGCUUCUUGUCUCCCUUUAUAUCCAGCCACCCCACCACCAAACCCUUCACAGCAGGUAACGCUGCCUCAUUCUAUCCUACGGACUGCAAUUUUGUUCUUAAAGUUGCUGUCGUGUACUAAAGAAGUAAAGCACAUAAUUGGAGCAGCUGGGUGUAGCUGUUACCUACAGCUGUUUUCUCUUAGAGCCAUGAAAGUUACAGCUUUCCUUUUAAGAGGCUGUAAACCUGAUGUUCAAACCUAGCUGGCUGCUGUUGCCCCAUGGAAAAUAAAUAGACGGUCUUUCAGUGGCUUCUGGUUUUUUAGCAAUAAGCAAAAGCUCUUCUGUGGGUUUGAUUUUCUGAAGAGUUCCUUACAGGAGUUGAAAUGGAUGAGGAAUUCAGUUUAUUCUGUCUAUAUCAGAAGGAAACAGACCUUCAGUGCAUAAACAAGAGGUUGCACCAGCACGUGGCAUUUUGCAUGCUCUUCUGCAAGUCCUUAAUGCUUAAAUAAAAAUGCCUUCGUGUUCUGUGCUCUACCAAAUGCAAAGCAGUACUAAAUGGAUCAAAUAGACCCGAUGAUGAGGUUGUGAGUGCUGAGGAAGGGGCUCUCUCGCUUGAAUAGGACCCUCUGUAUACAUGUAAUGGAGAAUCCUGUUCAUAUGGAUGUAUGUGUAUAUACAGAUGCACACAUACAUGGGUGUGUGAAGUUAGGCAUUAACGCUUAUGGAGCUUUUUGUUGAGACUUCAUGCACUGCAGCUUUUGAAGAGGUCGUGGUGGCCAUCUGCAUUCAGAAGUCAAAUUCAAUAAUUUUGAUGGCAGAAACCUGUUUUUUUUUAUCCACCUGGCCACUGUUCCGAUUUGCUCUGCACUGGUUUAUGUGCAAUUGGGUGUAUCAUGUUUAGUGGUGUUUAAACAUCCUCUCUUCCUGCCCCUGUGACCUCUUUGAAAUUAAUGGAUUAAAUGUAAUUUAAUAAGUAAAUAGUUGAAGGAGGAUUUAGUGACUGCAGCAAAGAGCAAUUCUUCCUGCUGUAAUGCUCCUACUCACAGCAAGAGGAGCCAGCAGCAGUUCAGCUGAUAAACUGAUCAAGCUGUGAAAAUAGUUGGUUUCAGUGGGAGAAAGGUUACCUUAGCGUAGGCAGAUCACUUGAGAAGGGAGAUUUUCUGUUUUAUGACUGCUUCCUUCCCUGCUCUUCCUAGCAGAAAUUAACAUUACAAAGGAAAUGGAAGAUUUUGCUCAUCCUGAAAGAUGGCAUUUAAAGAAGGGAAUGGGCCUGCUUAGCCAGGUAAUUGCACCUCUUAUUCACCCACCAUCUGAAGCCAAGUCUGCCAACCUGCCCUCGCUGGCUGCCAGCAGCUGUGCUCCUCAGUGGGGCUCCUUAGAGCUGCUCCUGCAGCACAUCAGAAGGAAGCGCAGCGGUGAGCAAACUGUUCCCGUCUCAUGUUCAACUCUGGGCCCAAGUUACAUAAAGGAGGUGGGAGGUUGGGGAGAAGACUACAGCUGGUUCUGGUUGCCCACAAAUAUUUCCACAGCCCCACGUAAAGGAAACCAACAAAGGACUCCGAUUGUGGCAGAGGUGGAGCCCAUGUGGAAGGCUGAUCCAAGGUCUGGGAGAGCUUCAGUCAGAAGAAAUCAAAGAGUAGAGCUGGGUUUUGCACGUCAGCUCUCCGUCUUUUCUAACUUCUUGUCCUUCUAAGUAAAAUUAAGUAAGACAAAGA